AACGAAUACAUACGGUUUGCUACAGCUCUAGGUAAGACAGAAAGUGUGUGGCAAAUGCUUAAAUUUGGAAUUAUCGAAAUUUGUGGUGAACAAUUCAUUUGCCGAAAUUGAGUAGCGAAUUAUUUUCGAUACUACAUUGGGCUAUUACAAAGUUUUGCGUUGGUACUCACGAACAACUUCGAUUAUUGAGAAAAAUUUGUUUUAAGAGAGACACUAAUUAUGUCUUAUCCAUCUCGUGCACCUAUACCACCAUACAUGAACCCAAAUAUACCUCCUCCUCAUAUGAUGCCGCCAGUACCUUCAGCACCAAGAAGUUAUAGAACCUCCGCCACUAUCAGCUCUCAACCCACAGUCUAUCAGCGUUUACCCGACCCGGUUCCUCAAUUUCGAGGUCCGAUAAUUACGGUUUUUGUUGGAAAUAUAAGCGAACGUGUGCCUGAAGCCUUAAUUAAAAGAAUUUUGUCCGCAUGUGGGGUGGUGGUUAAUUGGAAACGAGUGUCUACCUUUGGUUUCUGCGAAUAUGAUGGACCCAAUGCUGGAAUGCGGGCUGUUCGUCUUCUCAGUGAACUUGAUAUAGACGGGAAAAAACUUGUCGCUAAAGUGGAUGCAAAAAAUAAACUUCUGUUAGACAACUUUAAGGAAGAAGAAUUAAAGAAUGGUAUUAAUGUGUCAGCGGUGGAUGAAAAGUCUGAAGAUGACUUCGUUCUCAAUCAAAUGAGAAAAAUACUUGGUGAUCAUAAGCACGAAUUUGAUGAGUUUGACGGAAAUUCUCGAGAUGUAUAUGGCGGCAGAAUAAAUAAGAACAAAGCUGUUCGCAUAGAAGAUAAAAUAACAAAAGUUCUUCACGAAACAAAUUUGGAAGAAGAAAAAAGGAACUUAAUUAGUACCGAAAUUGGGAAAUUUAGGAAAAGAGCGGAGGCCGAUGAAAAUCGGAAGGAGAAAGAGAAGGAGAAAAUGAGAGAAAAGGAGAAGGAAAAGGACAAAGAAAAAGAAAAAGACAAGGAGAAGGACAGGGAACUUGAGAAAGAAAGAGAUAGGGAUAGGGAAAGAAAUGUAUCUGAUACAAUGAAGGACGAUAUUAGUGAAGAAGAUUGGGAUGCAGAUGAGCAAAGAGAAAACCCCUUUAACAAAGUGGAGAAAGUAGUGAUUAGCAGGGGUCGCCAAUCGAACAGUUUGUCACCUAAUAGAAAAGAAAAAGAUCGAGACAGCAGAAGGAGAAGGAGUAAAUCUCGUUCAAGAGAAAGAGAGCGUGAUCGAGAACAUAGGGAACGAGAACGGGAACGAGAGAGGGAACGUGAAAAGGAACGUGAGAGAGAGCGUGAGCGUGAACGAGAACGAGAACGAGAACGAGAACGGGAAAGAGAACGUGAACGUGAAAAGGAGCGUGAACGGGAAAGAGAACGUGAGCGUGAGAGAGAAAGAGAACGCGAAAGGUAAGAAUCAAGGCGAAUUUAUAAAAGGCGGUGU
Molecule: messenger RNA, 1467 nt
Organism: Rhagoletis zephyria (snowberry fruit fly)
Lineage: Eukaryota; Metazoa; Arthropoda; Insecta; Diptera; Tephritidae
Product: RNA-binding protein 25-like
Biological process (GO): regulation of alternative mRNA splicing, via spliceosome
Cellular component (GO): spliceosomal complex
Molecular function (GO): mRNA binding
Source: RefSeq, a predicted model, not a curated record